GGAAGAGAAAGGCAAGUUCCAGUUCUGGGUCCGGUCCAAGGGCUUCCGCCUGGGAAACGGCACCAGGGAGGCGACGAAGAUGGGUCAAGUGGUGGUUUAUGUGCCGGUGAAAACGGGAACGGGGGCAGAUGGACUGUCGGAGCCCGAGGGCAUCUCUCUGAAACGCGUCGCUGUGGUGGAAGAUUUCUUUGACAUCAUAUACUCCAUGCAUGUGGAGAGCUCGUCCGAGCCGGGCAAAGCCCCCAAACAUGCCGGGCAGAAGAAAACCUACCGAGCGAUCGCAGAGACCUACGCGUUCCUGCCGAGGGAGGCCGUGACCCGGUUCCUCAUGAGCUGCACCGAGUGCCAGAAGAGGAUGCACUUCAACUCCAACGGGCUGGAGCCCAAAGAGAGCGAGCCGCCCUCCUCGCUGGUGUCCGGCAUCAUCGACUACAACAUGCCCCUCACGUCCACCUACCUGAAGCAGAUGAAGCUGCGCGUCAUGAACUCCCAGGAGCAGGAUGAGACCUCGGUGAGCAGCGAGGACUUUGACAUGAACGACUCCACAUGGAUCUCAGCUGACCAGCACCUCGCGCCCAGCCUGAGCCCCAGCCAGGACGAGAGCAUGCGCAGCCCGCAGCCCCUGCCCGGCCCGGAGGACG
Molecule: messenger RNA, 641 nt
Organism: Tinamus guttatus (white-throated tinamou)
Lineage: Eukaryota; Metazoa; Chordata; Aves; Tinamiformes; Tinamidae
Source: RefSeq, a predicted model, not a curated record